Messenger RNA from Oncorhynchus keta (chum salmon), 8244 nucleotides. Its product is annotated as proteasome activator complex subunit 4B-like. Gene Ontology annotation, molecular function: proteasome binding; peptidase activator activity. Gene Ontology annotation, biological process: proteasomal ubiquitin-independent protein catabolic process. Lineage: Eukaryota; Metazoa; Chordata; Actinopteri; Salmoniformes; Salmonidae. The record is from RefSeq and is a predicted model, not a curated record. The coding region runs from base 282 to 5825 and encodes 1847 amino acids. The transcript has 44 exons. Gene Ontology annotation, cellular component: nucleus; spermatoproteasome complex; cytosol.
GGGGAGGAGUGGUUGCAUGUAAAGUCAGCCGAAUGUAGCUUCGAUUGUUGGCUAAGAAUAAAUCAUUUUUAAGUGCCAAUGCAAUUUUUCAAGAAACGAUCUUCAACUGUAUCGAAUAUAUACCGGAUAUAGUUAUAUCACUGCAAAAUUGUGAUAUAAGCUAGGAUGUUAAAAAGGAAACAUUAAGUUGUUGUAGCUAGCUAUAGAAGGAUACAAACCAACUACUUCGCGCUAACUUGACAAGCAAAGAAGAUAACAAAGACAUUUUGGGAAAUUGUAAUAUGAAAAAAGACGUGUCGGGGACAUUAGGAUUUGUCUCUCAAAAAGACAUCGUCUACAACAAACUUCUGCCAUAUGCGGAUAUAUUAGACGACGAAUCCAAUGUCAUUUUGGGUCAAAUCAAAGGGAACUUGGGCCGGGCUGUCCAGCUUCGAGAGAUAUGGCCGGGUGUCUUGUUUUGGACAAGGAAACUUUCCACGUACAUACGGCUGUACGGCAGGAAGUUCAGCAAGGAGGACCAUGUGCUGUUCAUCAAGCUGCUGUACGAGUUGAUCACCAUGGACAAGCUGGAGAUCAGUAUGAUGCAAGGCCUAGCCCGGCUACUCAUCAACCUCCUCAAAAAAACAGAGUUGCUGUCGCGUGAGGACCUGGAGUUGCCUUGGAGACCACUGUACGAGCUGCAAGACAGGAUCCUCUACUCAAAGACAGAACACCUGGGCCUCAACUGGUUCCCCAAUUCUCUACGGCCUCGUGCUUCCUCUAAACACGUAAUGAUAAAAUUGUUUCAGAGGUGCUCGGUGGAAAAUGUUCUGAAAACACUUGUGAAAAGCUGCAGACCGUAUUUUCCGGAGUCGGCCACCCAGGAGAUGUUGGAGGAGUGGCGUCCACUGCUCUGUCCAUUUGACGUGACCAUGCAGAGAGCAAUAGGAUACUUAGAGCUCUUCCUCCCCACCACCCUACCCCCAGAGCUGCACCACAAGGGCUUCAAGUUGUGGUUUGAUGAGCUCAUCAGCUUGUGGGUGGCAGUACAGAACCUUCCAGGUUGGGAGGUGCAUCUUGUCAACCUGUUUGCCCGCUUGGCCAACGACAACAUUGGCUACAUUGACUGGGACCCAUAUAUACCCAAGAUCUUCACCAGAGUGCUGCGGAGUCUGAACCUCCCAGUGGGGACCAGUCAGAUGCUGGUUCCCAGAUACCUGACAAACGCCUACGAUGUCGUACACGUGGUCCUCUGGGUCUCCGCUUUACUGGGAGGCCCCAGUAAACAAGCCCAGGCACAGCUCCGUGGCCUUUUCAACAGCAUCACGUCUUUCUUCCACCCAUCCAACCAUGGACGCUGGCUGAUGAAGUUGAUGAAGCUGCUGCAGCGCCUCCCGGCCAGCGUGGUGAGACGGCUCCACCGCGAGCGCUACCGGAAGCCCACGUGGCUCACUCCGGUACCGGACAGCCACAAGUUGACUGAGGCAGACAUCACGGCGUUCGUGGAGAGUAUGAUGCAGCCGGUGCUGCUGGCCAUGUUCAGUAAGACGGGUAGUCUGGAUGCUGCUCAGGCCUUGCAGAACCUGGCCCUCAUGAGACCUGAACUUGUCAUACCACCAGUGCUGGAAAAAACCUACCCUGCUAUGGAGACCCUGACAGAACCCCACCAGCUGACUGCCACCCUGAGCUGUAUGAUCGGCGUGGCUCGCAGCUUGGUGUCUGGGGGGCAGCGCUUCCCUGAGGGCCCCACACACAUGCUGCCCCUCCUCAUGAGGGCUCUGCCCGGUGUUGACCCCAAUGACUUCAGCAAGUGCAUGAUAACAUUCCAAUUCAUUGCUACGUUUGUUACUCUUGUGCCUUUGGUGGACUGUUCCUCUGCUGUUCAUGAAAGGAGCGACCUGACAGAGGUGGAAAGAGAGAUGUGCUCAGCAUCGGCAGAGUUUGAGGACUUUGUUCUUCAGUUCAUGGACAGGUGUUUUGCCCUGAUAGACAGCAGUACUCUAGAGCAGACCAGAGAGGAGACAGAGACCGAGAAGAUGACCCAUCUGGAGAGCCUGGUGGAGCUGGGACUAUCUUCUACUUUCAGCACCAUCCUCACACAGUGCUCUAUAGACAUCUUCAAGGUGGCUCUGGAGAAGGUCUUCAUCUUUGCCACCACCAACAUCUUUGAGACUCGUGUGGCUGGCAGGAUGGUGGCUGACAUGUGCAGAGCAGCCUCCAAGGUUCACCCUGCACAGUCUUUGAAGCUUUUGGUACCACACUGCUGCAAUGCCAUAAACCAGCUCACUGUCAAUGAGGAGGUGUUGAGUGAGGAGGAACUGGAUAAGGAGUUACUAUGGAACCUUCAGCUACUGUCAGAGGUGACUCGUGUGGACGGGGACCAGAUCCUCCCCUACAGCACCCAGCUGGUUCAGAUCCUGCAGCUGACCCUCCACCUGAAGUGUAAACAGGGCUACACCCUGGCCUGUAACCUGCUGCAUCAUAUCCUGAGGUCUACAGCUCUCAUCUACCCCACAGAGUACUGCAGUGUACCAGGAAGCUUUCAGCAGCCCACGCAGGACUACCUGCCCAUCAAGGACUGGGGUCGUCCGGGGGACCUGUGGAACCUUCACAUCCAGUGGCACGUCCCCAGUGUGGAGGAGACCAGAUUUGUGUUCUAUGUUCUGGACCUGAUCUUACAGCCAGAGCUGCUGCGACUGCAGAGAUAUGCCCAGGGGGAACGGGACAUGACCAGGGAUGACGUCCUACAGAGUUUGUCUAUCGUACAGCACUGCCUUCUGGGAGCAGGAAGUCUGUUUCCACCGCUGCGAGGAGAGCCCAUCCCAGAACUGGUUACUAGCAUGGUGAAUCUGGGUGAGACUAACCUCUUCACAGGAGUGUCCUAUGAUGUGUCCAGAGAGAACUACAGAGAUGCUAUCUGUAGAGUGAUGAGGCAGUUGCUACAUCACAUUCUGGAACACUCAGAGGACGACACCAAGUCUCUAUUCUCCAUCAUCAAGAUCAUCAGUGACCUGCUACACUUCAAAGGCUCCCAAAAACACGAGUUUGACUCUCGCUGGAAGAGCUUCAACCUGGUCAAGAAGUCUAUGGAGAACAGGCUUCAUGGCAGGAAGCAGCACAUCAGAGCCCUACUGAUCGACAGAGUUAUGCUACAGCAUGAGCUUCGUAAGCUAACAGUGGAGGGGUGUGAGUACAGGAGUAUCCACCAGGAACUGAUGAGGGAUCUGCUGAGGCUAUCCACCAGCACCUACAGUCAGGUGCGUAGCCGGGCUCAGAGUGUGCUGUUCACGGCUCUGGGAACCUAUAACUUCUGCUGCAGGGACGUGAUCCCCCGUGUGCUGGAGUUCCUGGAACCAGACCGCUCCGACGUCACACAGCAGCAGUUCAAAGGUGCCUUAUACUGUCUCUUGGGGAACCACAGUGGGGUGUGCCUGGCCAACCUGCACGACUGGGACUGUAUCACCCUGACCUGGCCUGCCAUCGUCCGCUCAGGACUCAGCUCAGCUAUGUCCCUGGAGAAGCCCUCCAUCGUCCGCCUGUUCGACGACCUCGCUGACAAGAUCCACCGCCAGUACGAGACCAUCGGCAUAGACUUUGCUAUCCCAUCAGAAUGCCGUGCGGUGGCGGUGAAGCUCCAGACCUCUGGUGUUCCUCUGCCCCCGGAACCUGUCCCCUCAGACCAAGAAGAAGCAGAGGGCCUCAGGAAGCAGGAGGAGAAGAACUUAGACUCUGAACAGAAAUAUGACAAGCUGGUUGGUGAACUUCUGGACCGCCUCAAUGACAGAAACAUGCCCUGGAAGUUUGAGCACAUUGCCAUUGGCUUCAUGUCUCUGUUACUGAGGGAUGACCACCCCCUCCCCUCCCCCGCUGUCCUUUUCUUCGUCAAGAGCCUCAACCAUGACUCCCUCCUGGUCCGCAAGGUGGGGAUAUCAGCUGUUGCAGGGAUCAUGAAGCAACUCAAGAGGCCACACAGAAAAGUACCAGUCAGCCCCAACACGCUCUGUGGUAUGAAAGAGCUGGCUGGUUUGAUAGCAGGGGACAGGCCUGAUAACCAGUGGCUCCAGUAUAACAGUAGCAGUCUGCCUCGUACCCAGCAGGACUGGGAGGGCUGUACGUUUGUAGAGAAGACCCACUGGGGAUACUACAGCUGGCCACAGAAACUCAUGAUGUACGCUCCUUCUGAGGAGCAGCCCAAACAAGGACUGACCAGGGAGGAGAUGACAGAGCGAGAGCAGAUCAUCUACGACCACUUCUCAGAUCCAGGAUUCAUCAACCAGCUGAUUGAGUUCCUCUCUCUGGAGGACCGUAAGGGCAAGGACAAGUUCAGUCCCCGCAGGUUCUGCCUUUUCAAGGGUCUGUUCCGGAACUUCAACGAUGCCUUCCUGCCCCUGUUGAAACCACACAUGGAGCGUCUGGUGGCCGACACACAUGAGAGCAAACAGCGCUGUGUAGCAGAGAUCACCUCUGGACUGAUCAGAGGCAGCAAGCACUGGAGCUAUGGCAAGGUGGAGAGUCUGUGGGAGCUGCUGUGUCCUCUGAUCCGUACAGCUCUGAACAACAUCACUGUAGAAACAUACGCUGACUGGGGCACCUGCAUCGCCACAGCCUGUGAGAGCAGAGACCCCAGGAAGCUCCACUGGUUGUUUGAAAUGCUGAUGGAAUCUCCAGUCAACGGGGAGGGGGGAUCCUUCGUAGAUGCCUGUCGUCUGUAUGUGCUGCAGGGGGGCCUGGCUCAACAGGAGUGGAGGGUCCCUGAGCUGCUCCACAGACUGCUGCAGUACCUCGAGCCCAAACUCACACAGGUCUACAAGAACGUCCGUGAGCGCAUCGGAAGCGUCCUCACCUACAUCUUCAUGAUAGACGUCAACCUGCCGUACACCCAGCCCACGGCCUCGCCCCGCAUCAAGGAGUUCACAGAGCGCAUACUGCUGCGCCUCAAACCACUGACAGAGGGGGACGAGGAGAUCCAGAACCACGUGGUAGAGGAGAAUGAUGUGGGGGAGCAGGAUGAGAGGACACAGGCCAUCAAACUACUGAAGACAGUACUCAAGUGGCUGAUGGCCAGUGCUGGACGCUCCUUCUCCACGGCCGUUCCAGAGCAGCUCCAGUUGCUACCCCUGCUGUUCAAGAUCGCUCCGGUGGAGAAUGAUGACAGUUAUGAUGAGCUGAAGAGGGAUGCAAAGACCUGUCUGUCUCUGAUGUCCCAGGGACUACUCUACACAGAGCAGAUACCACUGGUCCUACUGGCCCUGCAAGAGAUAGCGGGUAGCAGUUCGUGGCAUGCUCGCUACACGGUGCUGACGUACCUACAGAUCAUGGUCUUCUACAACCUGUUCACCUUUAUGAGCGACCAGGGAGCUGUCAAUGACGUCAGAGCACUGGUCAUACGCCUGCUGGAGGACGAGCAGCUGGAGGUGAGGGAGAUGGCUGCCACCACUCUGAGCGGUUUCCUUCAGUGUAACUUCCUGUCUAUAGAGGGUCCCAUGCAGAGCCACUUCGAGGCCCUCUGUAAGACCCGCCUACCCAAGAAGAGGAAGAGGGAGCUGGGCUCCGUGGUGGACACCAUCCCCUCUGGAGAUCUAGUGAGGCGACAUGCUGGAGUGUUAGGUCUGAGUGCCUGUAUCCUGUCCAGCCCCUACGAUGUUCCCAGCUGGAUGCCCCAGCUUCUGAUGAACCUGAGCGUCCACCUCAAUGACACACAGCCCAUUGAGAUGUCUGUGAAGAAGACCCUGUCUAACUUCCGGCGGACUCAUCAUGACAACUGGCAGGAACACAAACAGCAGUUCACUGACGACCAGCUGCUGGUUCUGACCGACCUGCUUGUCUCACCCUGCUACUAUGCCUAGAUACCUGGGCCCUGGUACAACUUUCAGAUGGAGAUAAUGUUUUCUUAAACGGAGGAAUGACACCCUGAAUGCCCUCUUUGAGCCACUCAACAGUUCCUCGCUCUGUUAUUGGUCUGGGAAAGCCUCAAACUGAACAGAACAGGGCCAUAUUCACAAAGCGUCUGAGUACAAUUGCUGAUUUAGGAUCAGUUUUGCCUUUCAGAUCGUAUUGAAUACCAUUAUAUGGACAUGGAGAUCCUCGAUCAGCAGCGCUACUCUGAGACGCUGUGUGACUUCCAGAACAGACGAGCCUGCAUGAGGGGAGACGGGCCUCACUUUCAGGUCCCUGCCCUCUGACCAGACCAACGGACGACACCUGGGUCAUUUUCACUAGGCACCAAACAUAAUGAAACGAGGAGGAACUACCUGGAUGUUUCCUUAGAAAAAGGUUUUUGCUACGUUGUGCCGUAACGAAUACAACCCUGUACCCUGAGGACCUUGGGGAGGGGGGGAUAUGCAUACGUAAUGGAUGGAUGGAGUUGUGUAUUUGUUUUUAGCGCUCAUUUACAUUUCUACUAUACUUAAUAUUUAAGGAUAAACCAUAGCAUGGAUGAUUGAUCUGCACUUUGUAAUAUUACUGUACAGUUGAUUUCUCUUGUUCUUCUCGUGUGUGUGUGUGUGUGUGUGUGUGUGUGUGUGUGUGUGUGUGUGUGUGUGUGUGUGUGUGUGUGUGUGUGUGUGUGUGUGUGUGUGUGUGUGUGUGUGUGUGUGUGUGUGUGUGUGUGUGUGUGUGUGUGUGUGUGUGUGGAAUGCUUGAUGAAGAUACCUGCAGGUUUCCCUCGAUCGCUGGUCCAAGUUGUAGUGCGUGUUCCCCCAUUAGUGCACCACUACGCCUUAGGACCAGAGCUAGUUUCCCCCGUAAUAUUGCUCUCAGUACAACAUCCCCUCAAUGUUAUCAACUCUGCACCAACUAACUAUAUUAUCCCACUAGAGCAAGGCUCUCCAGUCCUGUUCCUGGGGAGCUGCUGUCCUGUAGGUUUCACUAUGACCUUAAUCUAGCACACCUGAUUCUAAAAACUACGUGGUUGAUCAGCUGAGUUAAGAUAGUUACAACUGGGGUUGGAGUGAAAACCUACAGGAGGCUAGCUCCCCAGGAACAGGGUUGGAGUGAAAACCUACAGGAGGGUAGCUCCCCAGGAACAGGGUUGGAGUUAAAACCUACAUGAGGGUAUCUCUCCAGGAACAGGGUUGGACUGAAAACCUACAGGAGGGUAGCUCUCCAGGAACAGGGUUGGAGUUAAAACCUACAGGAGGGUAGCUCUCCAGGAACAGGGUUGGAGUUAAAACCUACAUGAGGGUAGCUCUCCAGGAACAGGGUUGGAGUUAAAACCUACAGGAGGGUAGCUCUCCAGGAAACAGGGUUGGAGAGCCCUGCUCUAGAGGAUAGGAACCAUAUUGUCCCAGGUCUCCAAUGAAGUGUUCUUAGCCACAGUCUGUAUGUGUUCAGAUGAUCGUUCAUUAUCAUUAGAUUAGGAGUGUUUCCCAAAUGGACCCUUUUCCUUUUAGUGCACUACUUUUGACAAGGGCCCAUAAGGCUCUGAUCAAAAGUAGUGCACUAUAUAGGGAAUACAGUGUCAUUUGGGACAUAACUUAGAUUUUAACCUGGCACACACAUUUACAUACUUGAUGUUUGUGUACUUUGUUUAUCUCUGCUAUAUGCAUAUUUUAUUAUGUGUGUAUACCAUGUGUAUGUAACAUAAAUGCACAAACAGGUUUAUUUAUUUGUUUGAAGUGCUGAUUUUAUUAUUCUUAAGAGUUGCUGGUAAUGAAAGCUUUUGGUUUGUGAGUAGAUAGAUUGUUCAGCUUGUUAGUGACGGAGCAUUUGAUGUAAUCUGCUCUCGCUUGGGCAAUGAUGACUAUGUAGCAGAGUGAGAUUGUUAGUGUGUGUUCAUUCCUCAAGGCUAUGUGCAAGGUUUUCAGCUGAUGGAUACAGUUUAAUCAUCAUGGCAUGUCUAAACCCCUCUCAAAAGCCCAAGGGACUCAUUUCCCAGACACAGAUCAAGCCUGGUCCUGGACUAAAAAGCAUGAUAUAAUUGGAGUCUCCAUUGAAACAAAGCUUUUUAGUCCAGGACCAGGCUUGAUCUGUGUCUGGGAAACGGAGCCCAAGGAAUAGCCAAACAUCCUGUCCACCACCUUAGCAUCGCACCCCUUCCCCUCUACUCAUCAAAAUAACAUUGUUCUCCAUUCUUUUUAAAAACCCUAGUGAGAGAUUUAUUUUUGGUUCAAUAUUUACUUUUCCAUGAAGACUUGAAAAUCUAGUCUCAUUGGUUCAGUUUAGUACCUCACACCUGUUUAGUGUAGUGCCAAAACUGCAGUGAUUAUUUUUAGAUGUACUGUUUUCUGAAGAAAAUAAAGAAAUUCAUGGGUUGUUUGUAACAAA